ACAACCCGCUUUCGCCUCCAAGAACCAUCGCCCACCCCCUCCUUUUUCCUCCCUUUUGUCUCCUUCUUGGAGGCCUAUGAAAGUUUAUAACCCUUUCCUUGGGGUCAUUCUUGUCUAUUUGCUAGCCAUCACUGGUAAAUUAUAAAAAAUAUAUAGCAGUGUUUCACUCACAUAAAAUUGAUGCACUAUAAUUUGCUGCGCAUUAUAAUCUACGUGCCUCUUUUUACACUCGUAUUAUGAGUAAUUUUUCCUUGUAUAUUAGGGUCCCUUCACUCAAGAAUCCCACUUAUGCCCCUAAGCUUCUGCUGGCAUUUAUAUAGAAAGAUGAAUCUUGCUGCUGUUUCAUACGCGGAAAUUAAGGGAUUUGUGUAUUUUUAGCAAGAAAAAUAGAUUUUGAAAGAUCUCUUUACACCAGGGUUCUUUUAUUUUCUUGAUUUUCACGAUGAUGAUGAUGAACAAGAGAUAGACAGAGACGGUAAAGACGACGGAUUCUACAGAGACAGAGGAUCAAUUAUAACAUCACAUUUCUAUUCCUUUACACCUUCUGAGGAAAAAAAAUGUCAACACCGAACUCGCCAUGUGCGGCCUGCAAGUUUCUGAGACGGAAAUGCACGCAAGAGUGCGUUUUUGCACCGUAUUUUCCACCGGAUCAGCCUCAAAAAUUCGCUAAUGUCCAUAAGGUAUUUGGGGCCAGCAACGUCGCCAAGCUUCUCAACGAGCUCAGCACCGUGCAACGCGAAGAUGCUGUGAAUUCCCUUGCUUAUGAGGCCGAGGCUCGCCUCCAUGAUCCCGUCUAUGGUUGUGUUGGCCUAAUCUCGAUCCUUCAACAUAGGCUCAAGGAACUCCAGAGUGAUCUCUUUAACGCCAAGAAAGAGCUGGCACAGUAUAUUGGUAGUCAAGCAAUGCUUCCCACUCUGCAAUCCCCAACUUAUAUGCCUCAACCGCAUCUGGGUAACCCAAAUGCUUCGUCUCUGAUGCAACAUGGGGCGUUGCCGAUGAUGGGUAUACCUAGUAGGCCAACGAACGGCGGUCAAUUGAUGAUACGCGAGACUCAGCAGCAGCAACAACAACAACAACGUCAAAACCAAUUCUUUGAGGCUCAGCAAUUGGCUGCUGCUUUGGCUGUAAGAGAGCAGCAGGAUAUGUUUAGGGCUUAUGAGCAGCAGCAAGAGAUUGUGAGGUUUAAUCGGGGUUUUGAUGCCGUGGAUUCGAUUGCUACCACAGGAUUUAAUCAGAUUACUGUUGCUGCUAUUUCACCUUCUCUGGCUCUUGGUAGCUUUGACACUCCUUACCAGGUUCAACCACAGCAAGUGGAUCAUCACCAACAUCAUCAGCUCCAAGCACAGCUUUUUCUUCAGCCUCAGCCCCAUGAACAACAACAGCAUUCUCAACAAACACAUCAGCAGCAUCAACCAUCAGGAAGUGAUAAGGGCGGAAGCAUAGGCCUAACUUGUUGAUUUUUUCAGAGCCCUUAUGCACUAAUUCUACUUGCUUGAUGCAAUUUCACAAUCGAGAUAGGUCAUAAAUGCCAGACACAAGUGAACAUAAAGGGAGAGAGAUGUACAUCUGAGAUCUGAAUUCUGAAAUCAGCCUUGUUUUUUGUGGUUUGAAGCAGAAGAAGAAGAAGAGAAGAUAAACAUUUUGAAAUGUAGGAGCUGCACUCAUAUUCAAGUACAGCUUUCUUUCCUUCUCAUUUAGUAGAGACAAGACAUGGUUAUCUUUUCUUUUUUUUUUUUUUUCUUAAUUACAAAUUAAAAUAUGCUAUAAUGUAAAUCAGAAGAUGUGAAGUUCUUUCUAAACCUUAAAUCUAUUUAUCAUUAAUUAGCCUAUUAAUUAUUCUAAUUUGCCUUAAACAACACUGCCAUAUAUUGCUACCUGCUAACU
Messenger RNA from Hevea brasiliensis (rubber tree), 1884 nucleotides. RefSeq names its product LOB domain-containing protein 36-like. The record is from RefSeq and is a predicted model, not a curated record. The coding region runs from base 558 to 1457 and encodes 299 amino acids. The transcript has 3 exons. NCBI's taxonomy places the organism in Eukaryota, Viridiplantae, Streptophyta, Magnoliopsida, Malpighiales, Euphorbiaceae.